ACUCUUAGAGGGGACACAGCGGUGAGUCAGAAUCUGUUUGCAAGCACAGAGAAGUUUCUCCAAGUUUUGUGGGUACAACAAUGGACACCCAGAAGGACGUUCAACUCCCAAAUCAACAGCCAAUGAUAUAUAUCUGUGGAGAAUGUCACACAGAAAAUGAAAUAAAAUCAAGGGAUCCAAUCCAAUGCACAGAAUGUGGAUACAGAAUAAUGCACAAGAAAAGGACUAAAAGAUUGGUGUUUUUUGAUGCUCAAUGAAACACGAAAUUCAGAGGAAUAUCUUCAUUUGCAUUUGGAUUUGCUGUUAAUAUUGUAUAGCUUUUGAUUAGUGUACUUUAUGAAUACAACUAUACACACAUGUUUUCAUUUUAAAAGCCAUAUUGUAUUUAGGUAUCUACUAAUAGUUUAUAUAAGGAUAUUAUUUUUUGUUC
Messenger RNA from Orcinus orca (killer whale), 430 nucleotides. Its product is annotated as DNA-directed RNA polymerases I, II, and III subunit RPABC4-like. Gene Ontology annotation, biological process: DNA-templated transcription. The transcript has a single exon. NCBI's taxonomy places the organism in Eukaryota, Metazoa, Chordata, Mammalia, Artiodactyla, Delphinidae. The record is from RefSeq and is a predicted model, not a curated record. Gene Ontology annotation, cellular component: RNA polymerase II, core complex; RNA polymerase I complex; RNA polymerase III complex. The coding region runs from base 81 to 257 and encodes 58 amino acids. Gene Ontology annotation, molecular function: DNA-directed RNA polymerase activity; DNA binding; zinc ion binding.